Messenger RNA from Hibiscus syriacus, 339 nucleotides. RefSeq names its product transcription factor LRL2-like. Lineage: Eukaryota; Viridiplantae; Streptophyta; Magnoliopsida; Malvales; Malvaceae. Gene Ontology annotation, biological process: regulation of transcription by RNA polymerase II. Gene Ontology annotation, molecular function: protein dimerization activity; RNA polymerase II cis-regulatory region sequence-specific DNA binding; DNA-binding transcription factor activity, RNA polymerase II-specific. The coding region runs from base 1 to 324 and encodes 107 amino acids. The transcript is spliced from 5 exons. Gene Ontology annotation, cellular component: nucleus. The record is from RefSeq and is a predicted model, not a curated record.
AUGAAGAAUCUGCAUGAGCUUGUACCUAAUUUCAAUAAGACCGACAAGGCCUCUAUGCUCGAUGAAAUCAUAGAGUAUGUCAAGUUCCUUCAGCUCCAAGUGAAGGUACUAAGCAUGAGCAGGCUGGGGGCAGCAGGUGCAGUUGUUCCUCUCAUCAUUGAUAGCCAAGCUGAGGGAUCUAAUGGUUUAUCGCCAUCUCCCGAACAAGUCGUUUUCGAGCAAGAAGUGGUGAAACUCAUGGAAUCCAACGUGGCAACGGCCAUGCAAUAUCUGAAAAGUGAAGGUCUCUGCCUUAUGCCGGUCGCUCUGGCCGCUGCCAUAUGAAACGGGAAGAACCCG